Mytilinidion resinicola is the source of this 1741-nucleotide messenger RNA. Its product is annotated as galactose-binding like protein. The coding region runs from base 358 to 1275 and encodes 305 amino acids. Gene Ontology annotation, molecular function: dipeptidyl-peptidase activity. The record is from RefSeq and is a predicted model, not a curated record. NCBI's taxonomy places the organism in Eukaryota, Fungi, Ascomycota, Dothideomycetes, Mytilinidiales, Mytilinidiaceae. The transcript has a single exon.
GAUUGGGCGGCCGAAGUCCAUGAGAUGGACUUUGGCCGUUCUACCUCUACAGUCGUGUCCGAGUCGGCGCCGAACGGGGAAGAGAAAGUCCUGGAUGGCCAGUCGAGGGUCGACGACAUCGCUGAGUUGUUCCCGCUAAUCUAGCUAGUCGACGAGGAUGCCGAGUACACGCUGGUUCACGAAGCUCUCAGAACGAGAGAAGCCGAUCGCCGCCAUUGGAAUGCCGAUGACUACAACAACAUAUUUUUCCGCGACGACAGGACUGCCAACGGGCAUUCCUUUUUUGACGCGUGCGCCGCGGCACACAUCGACCAUGUGCGCAGGGAAGGGAAGCCCGUCCAGUACUGGGGGUCGUGGAUGGACGCUAAUACCGGCGAUGAAGCCAUAAAUCGUUUCCAAUCGGCACCUGAAGUUCCCAGCGUGACCAUUAUCACGGCGAAUGAUCAUGGCGGCGGCGUUUGGGCUGAUCCCUUCUUUCCCGGCUCGACAGACCCGUUGCCUGCCAUGGACGAGCAGCACACGAUGCGGCUGGCGUUCGCCAAUGACGUCGUGAAUAACGGUGUGCCCCCGAGGCGCAUUAAAUACUACGUGCUGGGCGCAGGGUCGUUUCGCGAAGCCGCCAUCUGGCCGCCCCAGGGUGUUGAAUACGCGCAUUUCAAUCUGGAUCGGGCAGGGACUCUGACGCGAAGUGUGCCGGGCGACGGCAAAGACAUUUACCAUGUCGAUUUUACUGCAACCACCGGCAAACAUAACCGCUGGUAUCAGUUCACUCGCGCCAGCUACGGCGACAGACGCCGUCACGAUCUAAAACUGCUCACCUACGACACCCCUCCUUUCAUCGAGGACGCGGAGUUGGCGGGGUGGCCGGUCGUUGUCCUGCAGAUGAGCGCGGCAACCAGCGACCCAGCCGUGUUUGCUUAUCUGGAGGACGUGGCUCCAGAUGGCACCGUCACUUACAUCACCGAGGGCCAAUUGAGAGCGAUUAACCGCAAGAUCGCUGACCGGGACGCGCUUCCGUACGAUGCAGGUCCGGUACCGCAUUCGUUCAAGAGAGCCGACGCACUGCCAGUGGUGCCCGGGGAAAAGUUCUCCCUGGCAUUUAAGCUCUAUUCCGUCGCCGCGCUGAUCAAGAAAGGCCACCGCAUAAGGCUGGCCAUCGGCGGGGCGGACAUUGAUACGUUCCGGCGUCUUUCACACGCGCCGGAACGCUUCGAGGUUUAUCGGGGUGGGAGCGAAAUGAGCAGGCUAAACCUGCCGCUCCGGCCAUGGCGUUAAAGCGCUGACAUUUCAGCUCAAUCUCAGAGAACGGACCAUACAGAAAAUGGAACAAUACGCUUUUGCGUCAGACAACACGGCCGGCGUCGAUUUGCGCAUCUUGACUGCGAUGCAAGAUAUCAACGUCGGCACAGCGUUCGCGUAUGGCGAAGAUUGAGUAUGUUCUGCAAGGAAGAAAGAAUAUCAUUAUUGAAAUUGUGCAAUGAAAGCUGUUGCCCUAUCAACGUUGCUUCAAAGUGACACAAGAAAUCAUCUCUAUCUCGAUUCCAUGCAUAAUGCGAAUGAGCUCAAAGGUGGGUUCAGGCCUUAAUGAAGAGGAGAAUGUGAUGUCCAUCCGGAAAAGACUGUUGCACAACAGCAGGGUUAUAACUAUUCUAUGUUUAUUAAUUUAUAAACAGAUUUGUUUUCUAGUUAACUAUAUCUUUUAUAUUAGUAUACUAACUUAAUACUACGUAAAGAAUGCUAA